Messenger RNA from Danaus chrysippus (African queen), 288 nucleotides. Lineage: Eukaryota; Metazoa; Arthropoda; Insecta; Lepidoptera; Nymphalidae. The record is from the annotation of a GenBank genome assembly.
AUGAUACGUGUUGAUGAUAAAAGGGAACAGCUUAAAUGUCAAGAGAAUAUAGCCUUGGAACUUGCGAGACAUGGAAUUUUAGAGAAGGCGUUAAUAUCGGAGGAGUGUUAUUUGGAGUGGAAUAUAGUUUACACUGUUUGGGUCUAUCAAUUGAAACAUGCUCUCAUAGCGACGGCAUCUUUGGCGUACUGCGCGACAAUAAACAAUACAAACAACCCUGCCCUGCGUUUGACACCAGCCCGUUCGAAGUGGAUUAGAGCGCUCUACAGGGAGUUCGGCAGCAUUUAG